Stylonychia lemnae is the source of this 1041-nucleotide messenger RNA. Lineage: Eukaryota; Ciliophora; Spirotrichea; Sporadotrichida; Oxytrichidae. The record is from the annotation of a GenBank genome assembly.
AUGCUGGUAAAAUAAUUCCAUCAGCAUUUUAAGGCUCUAUUGCAAUUGAAUUACAGACUGCUUAGAAUGAAGUAAGACUAGAGAUUACAGCUAUACGAGGAGUUUUAGGAGAGAAUACAUAUUGAGUCAGGGGCUAUUCACAAUAUUCUGCAGCAUCUCGAUACUAAUAUGAAGUCUCUUGACUUAAUUUCUGAUAAAGUGGCUAAGAACUUAAAACUUACUUGUGAUAUUGUGCGAUAAGAACAAUUUUACGCAGUUGAAGCUGUUCAGGCAGCCUAAGAAAGCCAUAGUUUAAGAGAUAUAUUUAACCAGCUUGAAGGACAAAAUAAUCCGUUCAACAUUGGUGGUGUAGGAUUUGGGAAUUCGGUAAACAAUUAAAACAGUCAAUUAGAUGGCUUAACUGGCAAUUUUUCACAUCUAGGAGGAGGAAGUACUGCUGGAAUGAGAUUUAGUGGAGCAUAAAGCCAUGGCUAGAGAUUCGAUAGUCUUGACUUUGGUAUUUUGAAUCUUAAUCAAUAAUAAAGUAAUCGAUUCCCUACUCUAGAUAACAAUAACAUUGGGGGAAUAACUGGUACUGGUGGUAAUAGAACCAACAUGAUACUCAACCAAAUUGAGGGGCAUUUCGAGCAGGUAAAUAACUAGAGGAUUGGCACAUCAUAACAUAAUAGCAAAAGCUUGAUCUAAAAUCCUUUCUUCCAAACUGCUCUCUCUGGUCAUUAAUCAAGUCACAGUCAUCAUCAUUUUGAUAUGAAUUUUGAUCAUAAUCUUGAUCUCAACCAGCCUAAUCAAUUUCCCUUGAUACAAUAUGAUCCUCCAAUCGAUAAUUCAAUCAACGUAUCAGAAAAUAAUGAUGACAUUCUAUACUCUCUGUUGGAUGAACAACAAAAUAGUAAAAUCUUAGGACUUAAGACUUUGUGCAAAGAUACAUUCAAAGAGCACCUAUAUGAUAUGAUAGUAGAAAUAAAGUAAAAUGCUGAAGCUAAACUCGCAAAGCAAAAUUAGCUGCUAGAAGAUGUUGAUAAAUUUCUGGCUUAAAAUUGA